GAUUUUUAUAUAUGAGCGAGUGAGAUUACGUCGAAAAAAAAAAAAAAAAGCGAGUGAGAUUACGUCAAAUUAUGUCAGAUAAGCAACCAAGGGUUUACGAUAGAGACGAGGUGUUAUGGCAGUUAGAAAACGAGGCAUACGUUCCGAGUAGCGAUUCCGAUAAUGAUAACUUAUCGGAGUCAGAUAUGUCUGAGGUGGAGGUGAUACGAUCAGAGGAACCAGUUGAUUCCGACGAAGAAGAAAUACCCGAAGAUGUUCCAAGCACAUCAUCUGAACCCCCACGGGUUCGAAAGCGUCGAACGAGAGGUGCGACAUCAACAUCUCCCAGGGCCAAAAGGGGCUGGAGCACAUCUUCCACCCAAAGAAAUCGUCUAGUGUUCAACAAUUCAACAACAAUUGCAGGGUGGUUUCGGAAAAUCUUUCUGGAAGUCGGUGGUCCGGUUUAGAAUUCCGGAUAGAAUUAGUUACGGCGCUGAUAGGCAGCCACAGGGCAUCACGGCGACUCUCUGGUUAGUCAACCUCAUCUUUGAAUCGACUUCAAAACACAGGGGCACAUUUUCCAGUUUCCACUGGGCAGACAAAAUUGUGCGCAGUAUGUUCGAAAAAAGUUCGCGUUUCGAACGAAAAAUCUAAUAUUUCGCGGAGCGCAAUAAAGUGCGAUGAAUGUGAUGUUCAUCUCUGUGUACGCGAAGGGAGAAACUGCUUUCGUGACUGGCAUAAAAAGGUAGAAUAUUGGCGCUAAAAUUUUUGUAUCGUAUAUCUCAUGUUAUUUUUGAUUGUGUUACCUUUUGAUUCAGUCGCGAAAGCAGUUACUUUGCGUACACAUAAUGAACAUCACAUUCAUUGCCUUUUUAUAUUGUAUUGUACAAUGUUAUUUUUUAUUUUAUUAUCGUCUUUUCCAAUACCAUUCUUAUUUCCUAUUAUUUUAUUCACAUUCAUCGCUCUUAUAUUGUAUUGUACAAUAUUAUGUUUUAUUUUGUUAUCGUAUUUUUCAAUACCAUUCUUAUUUCCUAUUAUUUUAUUCACAUUCAUCUCUCUCAUAUUGUAUUGUACAAUAUUAUGUUUUAUUUUGUUAUCGUAUUUUUCAAUACCAUUCUUAUUUCCUAUUAUUUUAUUCACAUUCAUCGCUCUCAUAUUGUAUUGUACAAUAUUAUGAUUUAUUUUGUUAUCGUAUUUUUCAAUACAUAUUUUGCCCAUAAUUACUCAAACAAUUGUGAUCAUUCAAAAUAUAUGUGGGCGGUAAAUAUAGGUCGCUCUUGACUAAUAAACCAAAGUAUGCAGCUGUGUAAUAUCAUAACAGUCUGUCAUUAUUUUAUGAUGAGUCAAAAGUAAAUGAAUUCGCAGUGCUUUCUAUUAUUCAGGGCGAGCAGCUGCUAAAGUAGGUCGUUUGCAAAUAAGCAAAAUCAAUUUAGCCAAAAUUUAUUAGCUAAUCACUUCGUAACAUUCGCGCAACGCUUCACGAGUAAACUAUAAACAAAGCGCCGCCUCAAACUCAGCGAGAUAGCUAACCGUCGAUGCGACACUUCAUCACACACGAUUUCACAAACAUACCGCUUCGUUACUCGGCAGCUGUUACAGCUACAGCAUUGCCUGUAGUAUCAUUUUGUUAGGUAAACA
Molecule: messenger RNA, 1617 nt
Organism: Styela clava
Lineage: Eukaryota; Metazoa; Chordata; Ascidiacea; Stolidobranchia; Styelidae
Source: RefSeq, a predicted model, not a curated record